Molecule: messenger RNA, 1716 nt
Organism: Geosmithia morbida
Lineage: Eukaryota; Fungi; Ascomycota; Sordariomycetes; Hypocreales; Bionectriaceae
Product: Protein similar to CwfJ C-terminus 2
Exons: 2
Coding region: 1-1716 (571 amino acids)
Biological process (GO): mRNA splicing, via spliceosome
Cellular component (GO): post-mRNA release spliceosomal complex
Molecular function (GO): RNA lariat debranching enzyme activator activity
Source: RefSeq, a predicted model, not a curated record
AUGGCUGCCCCAAAGAUAAUCGUUCUCGGCAGCCUCAACGGCGACAACCUAUCGCCGGCCCUCAAGAAGCUCGCGACGCUCCACUCCAAGAACAGAUUUACGCUGGCCAUCCUGACGGGCGACGUCUUCUCCCCCGCGACGGAUGAUGCGACGAUCACAGCCCUGAUGGACGGCACGCUCGAGGUGCCGCUGCCGACGUACUUCACCGUCGGCAACCACGAGCUGCCGGCGCGCAUCGCGGCCAAGGUCGAGGCCGACGAGGACGUCUGCGCCAACCUGCACUUCCUGGGCAAGCGCAGCGUGACCAAGACAUCCGAGGGGAUCCGCAUCGUCGCCCUGGGUGGCCGGCUGGACGCCAGGCUGGCGGAGGGCAAGUCGCAGGACCAGCACCUGCCCUUCCACACGGCCGACGACGCCCGGAGCCUGCGAGGCGCCAACUCGGCCGACAUACUGCUGACGUCGGUGUGGCCAGCCAGGGUGUGGACGGGCACCAGGGCCACCGCGGCUCUUCAGCCCGACCAGCAAGCCUCCAUCCAGAGCACCGACGAGGCCGCCGAGCUGUGCGCCGCCCUACGCCCGCGCUACCACAUCUCCGCCUCGCCGGGCCCCUUCUUCUACGAACGAGAACCGUUCGUGCAUCCGCCGCCGCCAUCCCAGGCCCACGACAGCGCAGACGCCCCCGUCUCGGUCACCCGCUUCAUAUCCAUGGCUCCUUACGGCAACGCCGAAAAGGCCAAGGCCAUGUACGCCUUCACACUCAACCGAUCCGACACCUCCAUCCCCCCCGGCGUCACAUCCUCCCCCUUCACCGACAGUAGUAAGAAACACGCCAGGGAAGACGCAGGCUACAGCCGUUUCGGAAACCAUCACGACAGCAGCAUCAGCAGCAGGGGCGUCGGUAAGCGGCGCCGUCAUGCAUCCCCCCCUCCGGGGCCGGACAGGUGCUACUUCUGCCUGUCCAACCCCAACCUCUCGUCGCACAUGUGCUGCACCAUCGGCGACGACGCCUACGUGACCGUGGCCAAGGGUCCCCUCCCCACCUCGUCCACCUUCUCCGACCGGGGCCUCGACUUCCCCGGCCACCUCAUCAUCAUCCCCCUGCCCCACGCGCCCACCAUAUCCGCCAUACCCGGCGACGAGGCGGCCCGCACCUACCGCGAGAUGGACCGCUUCCGCGAGGCCAUUCAGGCCAUGGUGGCCUCCCGCUCAUCCCACCGUCUCGGCCUCGUCACCUGGGAGAUCAGCCGCGCCCGCAACGUCCACCUGAUCUGGCAGCUCGUCCCCGUCCCGGCCGACAUGAUCCGCUCCGGCAUGGUCGAGGCAGCCUUCAAGGUCGAGGCCGAGAACCAGAACCUCCCCGUCCCAGCGUCCCGGACCCUCGGCCUCGCCGACCUUGCCGGUGCCGGCGACUUCUUCCGCGUAUGGCUAUGGUCCGGCAGUGGUGAUGUCGCUGACAAUGACGACGUUGGGAAUAAAACUGCUGCCGCUGCUGCUGCCGCUGCUCCCGAUGCCGGUGGUGUACAGGGUAAGUCACUCGUCAUGCCGCUGUCCCCCGAUCAGAGGUUUGACCUGCAGUUCGGUCGACGCGUCCUGGCAAAGCUCAUGGGUCUGGAGGACAGGCUGAUCUGGAAGGAUUGUGCGCAGACAGAGGCGGAGGAGACGAGGGAUGUCGAGGCUUUCAGGGAAGCCUUUAAAGAUUGGGAUUUUACCUCGUAG